This is a messenger RNA of Halteromyces radiatus, 3638 nucleotides long. RefSeq lists its product as uncharacterized. NCBI's taxonomy places the organism in Eukaryota, Fungi, Mucoromycota, Mucoromycetes, Mucorales, Cunninghamellaceae. The record is from RefSeq and is a predicted model, not a curated record. Bases 84 to 3503 code for a protein of 1139 amino acids. Gene Ontology annotation, molecular function: protein binding. The transcript has 5 exons.
CUUACCCCUUCUCUUUUUUUUAUUAUUAUUAUUAUUUCAAUUCUUUGAAUAUCUAUUUCAAACUUCUUAUUUUAUUACCAAUUAUGACUGCUAACAUGAACUUUGGACCUGAAUGGAUGCGUGGUGGAGCUUUACCUCAACGAUCCAAUACCAUCGACUCACAAUCGACUCAAUCGACGUUAUCACCUACUCUCACUUCCAGUUUGUCUUCUAGUAAAGACAAUGAUCUUGUAUCAUCUACUUCUCAAGACAAUCCUUUCAAGUAUUCCAAAGAGUUUAUGCUUAGUCUUUAUCGUCCAAUGGAUCCUCCUUCUCAUUUUGAGAAGCUUCCUUAUGUUGCUGUAGACGAAUCCAUUGGUCCUCUUGCUUUUGUUGAUCUGACAGACGAAGAAAAAAAGUUGUUAUCUGGACCUGUCCAUUCAGAAGGUGGUCGCCGUGUACUGACAAACAAUGAAAAAGGUAGUGGUCAAAGAUAUCACCGUGGAAAUGACCAUCACUCUACUGAAAAUGGUUCCAAUCGCUCAAUUAAUCGCUCCAAAGGUGGACACAAUGCAGAACAUCGACGAGACACAACAAUGGAAUUCGAAGGAUCAAAGACAUCAGAUGGUGGUAGUCAAAAUGAUGUCAACAACAAUGGUAAUUCCUGGGGUAAUGGACGUGAUACCAUUGGUUCGUGGGAAACUCGGAAAACUGCUAGUGGUUUGGACAAGGCCUGGUCCAAUCGAUCCGGUGACAAUGAAAGAGCUUCUCAUGGAUGGAGUCAACCAGUUGGCAAUGGUACUGGCGAUUUGACAACUUCUGAUUUCAAGUCUGAUGGUGGUAGUAAUGAUUUUCAAUCGCACACUUUGGACUCGGUGGCAGCUAAUUCUUCUUCUUCUUCUGAAUCUCCUUUAUCAGAAAAGCAUCCUAGUCAAUACAAAUGGUUUUAUCGUGAUCCUUCAAGUAAUGUCCAAGGUCCAUUUGAUGCUCAAGAAAUGCAAGAUUGGUACAAGGCUGGUUUCUUUGGUCCUACACUUUGGAUUCGACGUGAAGAUCAAGAACAGUUUGAACCCUUGGCAGCUUUGAUUCUCAAGGUCGGCAGUGAAGAUAUAUUUAUGAGCCCAAUUCCAACAAAGCCUGAAUUGACUGAUUCUUUGUCUGGUAUGACAUCUUCCCGUUCAAUGGUUGAUCCUUUUGGUCGAAUGGGUGGUCCUUUAUUUGGUUCUGGUGCUACUGGUAGUAAUAAUGGUAGUGGUGUUAUGUCUCCUAGUUUGGAUUCACCAUCGGCUUUCUUUGCUAAUCAUCCAUCAGCUGAUAUCCUAUCUCAAGGUGGUAUCAAAUAUAGUCCUUUUGGAAAUACUUUGAAUCAAGGUAAUGGCUCUAAUACUGGUACUCCUUCUUUGCCUUUGGCCAAUCCUUUUGGAACUAAUGAAAAUAAUGUUUUUGGAAGUUCUUUACUUGGCCGUGAACCUGGUUCACCUUGGGGUGAACAACGACCUUCUACACCUUCUUGGAUGAAUAAUACCCAAUCUGACUUGUUUGGUACAACUUUCCAACGUCAACAACAGCAACAACAACAGCAACAACAACAACAACAACAUAUGCAAUAUCAGCAACAACCACAACAUAUACAGCCAAUGAUGAAUCCUUUAUUUGGUAUGCGUGGCUUUGGUGGUGAAACUAUGGAUCCUCAACAACAAUUCAUGCAACUCUUACAGCAACGUCAACAACAAUCCAUGAUAAAGCAACCAUUCCAACAACAACAACAACAACAACCUCCUAUUCCUGAUCAACAUAUCCAACAACAAGGAUUCGGACAAAGUCAAGUCUUGGAACAGCUCAGUAAUCAUGCUUCACCUGUUAUUCGACCAGCCGGUUUAAGUGGAUGGGGAUCAAGUCCUAGUACUCCUCUGGCUAUGGACACACCAUCCAGUCCUUGGGGUUCCAUUGUCUCACCUGCUAUUCCUCACAAAGUUUCUGAAGAACUUCAAUCCAAGGCACCUGGACAACAGUCACCUCGUACACAACUAUCUCCUCAAAUACAGUCCGCCAGUCUCCCUACUAAUACUGUCAAGUCUCCUAUUGUCAAUACCGUGGAAACAUCAAAUACAACUCAUAUCGAGACUUCUGGUCAACCUCAACAAGAAACCGAUAAAAAGAAACAAGCUAAUCGUCCCGUGGAAGAGAUACUUACUUCCUCAUUGAAUAAAAUUAGUUUACAAGCUAUUCAACAAGAACAAGAUGAAGAACGCAAGCGACAAGAAGAAUUACGACAACGUCAAAGGGAACAAGAAGCUGCUCUGGCCAAACGAAAAGCAGAAGCUGAAGCACGAAAAGCCCAACAUUUCGCUCAACAAGAAACUAUCGCAGCAUCCACUGUCAAGACUGGACCAGUUAUGCCUCAAAUACCUGCAGUGAAACCCGUAUCAUUGCGUGAUAUCCAAGCCGAAGAAAUGAAGAAACAGCAAGAAGUUAAAAAGCAAGCCAAAGCGAACAACAAGUUGAUGAUGGCCGCUACUCUCCAACAAAAGGCUACUAGUGGUAUGAACAAAUCUGGUUGGAUUGGUAGUGCGUCUGGUUGGGGAAAUGAAUCUUACAAAGGACCUUCUUUACGUGAAAUUCAAGAAUUGGAAGCCAAAGAAGCUAGUUUGAAAAAGGAAAUGUCACAACAACAACAACAACAACAACAGCAAGUUUACUCUUCAUCGUCUACUUCGUCUGCUACAACAUUAUCAUGGGGUGUGGUGGCUCCUUCCAACAAAGCGGCAACUGUAUCAAACACAGCCUCAUCGUCAUCAUCAUCACUUGCAUGGGGUAAUGCUUCAGCUCCUAAGAAAACAUUACGUGAAAUUCAACAAGAAGAAGAAGUGGCCAUGCAAAAGAAGGUCUUGAAACAACAACAACAACAACAACAACAAUCCUUGGGUGUCAAAUCUGGUUAUUCCACUAUUGCAAGUGCUACUCCUAAUACUAGUACUGAUGAUGCAUCAUGGACAACUGUACAAGCAAAACCAAAACAAGUUCCUGGAGCAACAUCAACUACUUCUAUUAAUUCUCGUACAAAUAGUAAUAGCGUCAAUGGAUGGGAUGUGGUAGGUGCUCCUAAAAAGCCAGUAGUCUUGAAUCAAGCUUCUUCUGUGGCUUCUCGUCCUGCUGUGGUGGCAGCUCAACAACAACGCAAAGCCAAUGAUACCAAGGCUCCCAGUGAAAACUUUAAAUUAUGGUGCAAGCAAUCUCUUCGUGAUCUUAGUCCUGGUGUGAAUGCUGAUGAAAUCCUUAAGAUGCUUCUCUCCUUCCCUGUGGAUAAUAGUGUCAAUGAAAUUAUCCAAGAUAUUAUUUAUGCUAAUUCUACUUCUAUGGAUGGAAGACGAUUUGCAACUGAAUUUAUGAAACGACGACGCGCUGAUUUGGCAAAUAACACAUCAUCAAUGGUUUCAGCAACCUCCAAUGCGACAUCUUCUGGUUUUGAAGAUGAUAGUUUCCAAGUAGUCAGCAAGAAAGGGAAGAAAGCCAAGGCCAUGUAGUUUUAUUCAAUGUAGCUUAUUCAACCAUUAUAUAUUAAUGAAAUAGAUAUUGUAUUAUUUAGCCUUAAUGAUGAUGAUGAUGAUUUUUUUUUUUUAGUGAAAUAAAAAGAAAAUAAAGUUUUUGUUUCUAUGCAC